Rubroshorea leprosula is the source of this 907-nucleotide messenger RNA. Lineage: Eukaryota; Viridiplantae; Streptophyta; Magnoliopsida; Malvales; Dipterocarpaceae. The record is from the annotation of a GenBank genome assembly.
CUCUCCCGUUACACACUUUGGUACACCCUCGUUACUCUCCGUUAACUCUGAAGGCACCUAGCCUAGCCUUUGCUGUUCACCAUCCUCACCUCCAUCCUCAUCCUAAUCAUUUGUAGCCUCAUCUUCCUCUUUAGCAGCUUGGGUUCUUUUGAACCCACCUCCAACAGAUCUGCUUUCGCCACCACCGCCUUGCAACGUCAUGUCCCCUGCUUCCGCUAGAUUUGCUUCUGGGUCUGAUGAUUUCGCCAAAUCUGCUUUUGGGUCUAAUGCUUCUCUCUCCACUGUUUCAAUUGAUGAUUACUCUAUCUCUGCCCCUGCUCCUCCCCCCAAGCUAACAACACAUCACACAACCUCCAAAUACCGCCACACCACUCACCUCCUACCUCCACACCAAGCCCUACCAAAGCCCUCCACGUCCGUUGUUCUUCUACCCUUACUAGUCCCCUUUCUCACCUCUCUUCCCUACCACCAAGCCCUACCAGAUUCCCUUCCGCCCAUACUAGUCCCUUUCUCGCCUCUCUCCCUCACCACCAACCCAUCUAGUCCACGAUGAACCUUUCACCACCCUAACCAUCCCAAACCAAACACCAACCCCCCUUCCUCAUCCUCCUACCCACCCCAACCGACCGCCCUUCAGCCAACAGCGCCUCUACCUCCUCAACUAGUGCCUUCAUGUUCUCAAUCAGACAAAAUUCAAAUCCCCAACAAAAGAGAGAAAUUGGAAGGGAAAAUGUCUAGAUCUGGUGUUGAUGGAGGGAUAAAGAGAGAAAGAAAAUGACAAGAUGAAAUUGUAGGUUUUGAUUGCACUAAUCGUAACCUCUGAGAUUCUAAGAAAAGAGAGAGAGGAAGAAGAGACUACGUUGGGUAGAUUUGGGAGUUAACGGAAAAAUAACGAAAAGUAAGGUGU